AUGUCUAAUAAGAAUGUGUUCUUUGAUGCAGAGUCCAAGCGCGAGCUAUCUAAAGUGUCACAAGCUUAUAUUGAGGACCUCAAGGCUGCUGUUUAUGAUGCUGAUGAUCUAUUUGAUGAGUUUCGCACUCUUGCGGAGCUCAAGUUGCUUAGGCCAGAAAGCAAGGGUGCAAAGUUUUCUAACAAGGUACGUUCGUUCUUUUCGUCUAAGAACCAAGUGGGUCAGGCCUAUAGAAUGUCUCGCCAGGUUAAGGAGAUUAAGAAAAGGUUAGAUGCUAUUGCUGGUGACCAUAAAAAGUUCGGGUUUGAUGUUGAUUACAAACCUAUUAGUAGGAGAAGGGAGGAAACAUGUUCUUAUAUUGAUGCAAAGGAUAUUAUUGGGAGGGAUGAUGAUAAGAAAGCGAUAAUAGAUAUUUUACUGGAUCAUAAUAAUGAUGAUGAAGAAUGUUGUUUCUUGACGAUAGUGGGAGUUGGAGGGUUGGGAAAAACAGCUCUCGCUCAACUUGUGUAUAAUGAUGAAAUGAUUAAGAAAGAGUUUCCGACUUUGAGGUUGUGGGUUUGUGUAUCCGAUCAAGACGGAGAGGAAUUUGAUUUGAAAGCAAUCUUAUGUAAGAUUUUAGAGUUAGUUACUGGUCAAAAAUUUGACGGUACUUCUUCAAUGGAAUUUGUUCAAAAUCAAUUUCAAGAGAGAUUAAGAGGGCAGAAGUACUUCCUUGUGCUUGAUGAUGUAUGGAACGAGAAUCGUAAGAAGUGGCUUAAUUUGAAAAAAUUCUUGACGUUGGGGCAACUAGGAAGUAGGGUUGUGGUCACCACACGUUCGGAGAUGACAGCUACAGUCAUUGGGGAUAAACAUGUCUAUAGGUUAGAUGGCUUGUCCGACGAAGAUUCGUGGCGCUUAUUUGAGAUGUCUGCAUUGGAUGGAGAAUGUGAGCAUGAAAAUUUUCAAUAUUUAUCUGAGAUUGGGAAGAAGAUUGUCGAAAAAUGUUAUAACAUUCCUCUUGCUAUAAAAGUGGUAGGAAGUUUGUUAUAUGGUCAGGAUAUUAGUAUGUGGCACUCUUUUGAACAGAGUGGAUUAAGUGAAAUCAGAAAUGGUGAAAAUGAAAUUAUGUCCAUUCUGAAGCUUAGUUACCACAAUCUCAGUCCUUCAUUGAAAAGUUGUUUUAGCUACUGUGCAGUGUUUCCCAAGGAUUUUACGAUAAAUAAAGUGACAUUGAUUAGCCUCUGGUUAGCACAAGGGUAUAUAAUGCCAUUAGAUGGAGGUCAAAGUAUAGAAGAUGCUGCAGAAGAACAUUUCUUCAUCUUGUUGCGGAGAUGUUUUUUUCAAGAUUUAGCAAAAGAUCAGUAUGGUCAUGUUCGGUCAGUGAAGAUACAUGACUUGAUGCACGACGUUGCUCAAGAGGUGGGAGGGAAUGAAUUUUGUGUUGUGAUGAGUUCUAUUACGAACAACUUCAGGGAUAAAACACGUCAUGUGUCUUUUGUUGGUGAGACGUUAGUUUUAGGUGGGUGUAAAAAUUUGAGGGAGUUGCCUAAAGAUUUUAGCAAACUAGUAAACCUUGGGCAUUUAGAUUUAAGAUAUUGUAACAUGCUAACUGGUAUGCCUUUUGGCAUGAAUAAGUUGACUAGUCUUGCAAUACUUCCAUUGUUUGUGGUAGGAAAGGGGGAGAAAUAUUCAAGAGAGAAACAAUUUAAUUGGGAGUUGAAGGAUUUAGAAGCCCUCAAGAAUUUAAAAGGCGGCCUUCAUAUCAAAUUUGGUGACAACAAUGUAAAUUCGGAAUGUGUCGAUGAUGAAGGAGGGCAGUACUUGAUGAACACGAAGCAUCUCUUAGAAAUUGAAAUCGAGUUUGAGGGUGUAUUUCAUGGAUGUCUUGAGCCAGAAGUUGUGAUGAAAGCGCUUGAGCCGCAUUCAAAUCUCAAGGGGUUGAAGCUGAUCGACUAUAUGGGCACAUCAAUUCCAUGGUGGGCAAGAGCAGAGCAUAAUUGGUCAAUCUACCUCCCAAGCCUUGUCAAGAUUGAGCUUACAAUUUGUCCGAAUUUGGAGUGGAUACCUUCGUUCAGCAAGCUGCCUUAUCUAAGAUCACUGGUACUUUUCAGAUUAGAUAAGUUGGAGUAUAUGGAGGAUGCAGGAAACAUCACUAGCCACGACGAAGAAGAUUUAACAACAUUUUUCCCCUCGCUUAAAUAUCUUCAAUUAAGUCAUCUCAGAUGCUUCAAAGGAUGGUGGAGAGCGGAUGAGUUGAUCGUUGGUGAUGAUAGGAAAUCGAUAUUCCCCUGUCUCUCUUCACUGAAAAUCGAGUGGUGCCAUAAUUUGACGUCGUUUCCCCCUUAUCCAAGGCUAGAAAAAUUGGAGUUGCGCGGUAGCAGUGAAUGGUUGGGAAUGAUAUUAAACAUGAUAGACAAGGAAGGAAAUGACAAUGCUAGAUUAUCUUCCUUGCGAAGCUUGACUAUUGAGGAAUGCGAAAAUCUCAGGAGACUUUCCGGGAUUGAGAAUUUUACUUCUUUGGAAUCGCUACAAAUAUCCAGCAACAAACAAAUGAGCAUAUGUGAAGACAAAGAUGAUGAGUAUGGAGUGCCUUGGAAAUCUCUUGAUCGGAGUCUUCGUUCUCUUACAUAUCAAUCCAUCGAAGUAUGA
Messenger RNA from Chenopodium quinoa (quinoa), 2628 nucleotides. RefSeq names its product putative disease resistance protein RGA3. The coding region runs from base 1 to 2628 and encodes 875 amino acids. The transcript has 3 exons. Gene Ontology annotation, molecular function: ADP binding. The record is from RefSeq and is a predicted model, not a curated record. NCBI's taxonomy places the organism in Eukaryota, Viridiplantae, Streptophyta, Magnoliopsida, Caryophyllales, Amaranthaceae. Gene Ontology annotation, biological process: defense response to other organism.